UCUAGUGCAUCAUCAGACUUAUAAGCGAUGCAAAGCAGUGCACCACAGAAUCUCCCACCAACCAACCAAAAAUAAUAUAUAAAAUAAUUUGAAGAAAAUGAUUUCUUCAAUAAUAAGGAUUUUGUUUUUUAUAAGCUUAAUCCUUAACGUCCGCAGUAGGCCACAAUUCAACAUUGGAGUAAUCUUCGAAAAUGAAAACAGUGAAGGUGAAAUAGCAUUUCGUUCAGCUGUCGACCGAGUUAAUAUUCAUGAACGAAGUUUCGAGCUAACGCCUAUAUUUAAAUAUGUCAGAACCGAAGAUAGUUUCAUUGUUGAGAAAGCAGUGUGCAGCCUAUUUUCGCAAAAUGUAAUUGCUAUUUUUGGUCCAAAUAAUGCUGACGGUUCUGGAAUCAUUAGUUCGAUAUGCAACACUUUGGAUAUACCACACAUUCUGUUCGAUUGGUCACCGACAGAAGCUCUAGUUGAUCGACAGUUUUCUUCGAUGACAUUGAAUGUGCAUCCAGAUAAUUUGGUGCUAGCAAGGGCAAUGGCAGAUAUUGUAGCUGGUCUACAGUGGAGGAGUUACACAAUUAUUUAUGAAACUGAAAGAGAACUCAUGCAAUUGCAAGACGUCAUUCAAAUUCACGAUCCAAAAAGUAAUCCCACAACUAUUCGACAAUUGAGCGAAGGACCUGAUUAUAGACCAUUUUUGAAAAGUAUCAAACUCGAAGGUGAUGCGUGCAUAGUUUUACAUUGUUCUCCAGAAAAUAUAAUGCAUAUCUUGAAACAAGCUGAUGAACUUAAAAUGCUAGGGGAAUAUCAGAGUGUAUUUAUACCAUCUUUGGAUACACAUACAUUAGAUUUUGGAGAUCUUCAGCAUAUAGCGGCAAAUUUAACAACAGCUCGUAUAAUGGAUCCAACUGAUUUUCAUGUUAAAAAUGCCGUACACGAUUGGGAGGAGCGUGAGAAACGUGAAGGACGUUAUUAUAAAACUCUUACUACGCAAGUAAAGACUAAUAUGCUUCUCAUAAGUGAUGCUGUAUGGGUUUUCGCCAAAGGCUUAGCUGAGUUAGGUAUAGCCGAAGAAAUUAAUUUACCAAAAGUUGAAUGUCGCAAAAAUAAGCCUUGGCCUUUUGGCAGACGAAUUAUUGAAUUUAUCAAAGGACGUUCUGAAGAAGCAACAACGGGACGAAUCAAUUUUAACGAAUAUGGACAAAGGAAUUUUUUUACAGUUAGAGUACUUGAAUUUACUAAUAAUGGCUUUUUGGAACUUGGUGUUUGGGACACUGUAAACGGUUUGGAUAUUGGGGUCGAUGAGGAUGUGAAUGCACAACGAGUUGGCGAAAAGCUGGCGAAUAAAACUUUUAUUAUUACAUCUAGGAUUGGAGCUCCAUUUUUAUUGAAAAGAGAGCCCAAAGAAGGUGAAACCUUUGAAGGCAAUGCCAGGUACGAAGGGUAUUCAAUGGAUCUUAUUGACAGAAUAGCUCAACUUCUCGGAUUCAAAUAUGUGUUUGAAUUAGCACCAGAUGGAAAAUAUGGCUCAUAUAAUAAAGUCACUAAACAAUGGGAUGGCUUGGUUAAGCAGCUGUUAGAUGGAAACGCAGAUUUAGGAAUUUGCGAUCUAACAAUGACAUCAUCUCGUCGGACAGUUGUCGAUUUUACCCCACCAUUUAUGACACUGGGUAUAAGCAUUUUGUACUCAAAGCCUGAAAGUCCACCCCCAGAUUUGUUUUCAUUUCUGUCUCCAUUUUCAUUGGAUGUAUGGAUUUACAUGGCAACUGCUUACUCGGGUGUCUCUUUGUUGCUGUUUGCUUUGUCAAGAAUGGCACCAGCCGACUGGGAAAAUCCACAUCCUUGCAAGGAGGCCGAAGAAGUCGAGAAUAUAUGGAGCAUAAUGAAUACAACAUGGCUGACAAUGGGCUCUAUAAUGGGACAAGGAUGUGAUAUUCUACCAAAAUCAGCGUCAGCGCGUCUAGCUACUGGAAUGUGGUGGUUUUUUGCUCUUAUGAUGUUAAAUUCCUACACAGCAAAUUUAGCUGCAUUCUUGACUAUGUCUCGAAUGGAUAGCUCAAUUGAAAGUGCGGAAGAUCUAGCUAGUCAAAGUAAAAUCAAAUAUGGAGCAGUGACUGGAGGCAGUACCAUGGCAUUCUUUAGGGAUUCAAACAUGAGUACUUAUCAGAAAAUGUGGGCUGCAAUGGAAUCUGCACGCCCUUCAGUUUUUACCAAAAGCAACGAUGAAGGUGUCGAGCGUGUUCAAAAAGGCAAACGACUUUAUGCUUAUUUAAUGGAAUCAACCACUCUUGAGUAUAUUGUUGAAAGGAAGUGCGAAUUGAUGCAAGUUGGAGCUUGGCUUGAUUAUAAGACUUAUGGAAUAGCUAUGCCUUUUAAUUCACCAUAUCGCAAGCAAAUAAGUAAAGCCGUUUUGAAGCUGGGCGAGUCUGGAACUUUGGCAGAACUUAAACGUAAAUGGUGGAAAGAGAAACAUGGAGGCGGUCGUUGUUCACAAAUGGCAGCUGAAAGCGCUGACACUCCGGAAUUGGGUGUUGAAAAUGUUGGUGGUGUAUUUCUUGUGUUGGGACUUGGAUUACUUUCAGCAAUUGGUAUUGGUUUAGUGGAAUUUUUAUGGAAUGUUAAAGAAGUUGCUAUUAACGAAAAGAUAUCACUUUUGGAAGCAUUGAAAUUAGAGACAAUGUUUGCUAUACAAUUUUGGAUUACAACGAAACCUGUUCGACAAAGUAGUGGCAGUUCAUCGUCGUCAUCGAAAAGUUCAAAGAGCUCAUCAAAAUCUGGAAGCUCUCAAGGAAGUUCCAGUGGUGAUGGCAAAUCUGUUAGUGAUAAACUGAGGAAAAUAAGUUCAAUGUUUUCAUUGAAGUCCUUGAGAAGCAACAUUGUUGGAGAUAAUGAAGAUCAUCAACAGAUAAAAGAAAGUGCACACAAAGGAGAUGGCAAGAAUGGAAAAUUGUCAAAUCACGACGUUUAAUUUAAGAAUUAUAUCAAAUGCAACUGGUAUUGGAAUUUUGUUUAUCAUUUAAAUAACGACAUUACAUUUUUCUCAUCUUUAUUUUUUUGAACAUAAUAACGUACAUAAAUAAAUGUUUGAAGUAUUUUAAAAAUUCAGAAAGGA
Molecule: messenger RNA, 3103 nt
Organism: Eupeodes corollae
Lineage: Eukaryota; Metazoa; Arthropoda; Insecta; Diptera; Syrphidae
Gene: clumsy
Product: glutamate receptor ionotropic, kainate 2
Exons: 14
Coding region: 98-2959 (953 amino acids)
Biological process (GO): modulation of chemical synaptic transmission; monoatomic ion transport; synaptic transmission, glutamatergic
Cellular component (GO): plasma membrane; postsynaptic membrane
Molecular function (GO): transmitter-gated monoatomic ion channel activity involved in regulation of postsynaptic membrane potential; glutamate-gated receptor activity
Source: RefSeq, a predicted model, not a curated record